AUGCCCGACGUGAAUUCAUCUUUAACUUUUGAAAAUAUUACCAAGCCAAUGGAGAGUUUGUCUGAGCCUCUUGCGAUGAGAUGGACUUUACGUGUUCUCUACAUCCUUGUCUUCUUGUCUGGAAUAGUUGGAAAUGUGGUCGUGUGUAUUGCAGUCAUUAGACGCAAGCGUUUACGAUCUAGCAAUAACCUUUUCACUUUCAACCUGGCGUGUGCUGAUCUCAUUGUCGUAAUAAUCUACGUUCCUACUCAGAUGACAGCAUUCGAGAACGGCCACAACUGGGCUUUAGGCGACACAAUGUGUCGAAUCGCGUAUAUUAUAAUACCACUGUGCCUGUCUGCAUCUAUCGGAUCACUACUAGCAAUAACAGUGAAUCGCUACCGAGCCAUGGUCUAUCCGAUGAAACCCAAACUUACCAUGGGGAAAAUUAAGCUAAUAAUCGCUGUUAUGUGGAUAACGUCUCUUUUCAUAGCUCUUCCUAUCAUUUUUGUCGCGGGAACAGAGACUUAUGAAAAUGGACAAACCUACUGCUCUGAACCAGGUUGGCCGGACGCUUCUAACAUCGACAAAGUUUAUUGGAUCUCAAUAUUUCUUCUGCAGUACGUUGUUCCGCUUGUUGUUAUUAUUAUUCUAUCAACUAUUGCUGCUUGGAGACUAAGAAAAAACACGCUGUUUAACAGGCGAAGAGGAUCGCUCGUAAUAACGAAAGCCGUUCGGCGGCGAAUGCAUCAAGGAGCCAAGAUAACAAAACUGCUUUUUGCACUUGUCUGUAUCUAUGCUAUAUGCAUGCUUCCUCAACACGUAGUGUUUUUUUGGAUGGAGUAUGGUAAUCUCAAGCAGAUGGGAUUCAAAAUGUAUAUAUUCCGAUUUUCAAAUGUCUUCCCCAUGGCUAAUUGUGCGUUGAAUCCGAUUGCUUACGGGACUCUGAACAAGGAAUUUGGGAUGGUCUUCAAGAGACUCCUGAAAAGAAAGUGGAAACUAAGUAUAAGAUUGAGGUGCUGGCGGAAACGCGAUGUCGAGGAAGUAACGGACGUUGAAGGCCAAGAAAAAACUAAUAUCGUCUUGAAAGAGUUCUUGUAG
Porites evermanni is the source of this 1080-nucleotide messenger RNA. NCBI's taxonomy places the organism in Eukaryota, Metazoa, Cnidaria, Anthozoa, Scleractinia, Poritidae. The record is from the annotation of a GenBank genome assembly.